AUGGAGGCCGUCAUCAAGCAGCUGUAUAGCGGCAAGGAAGACCGCCUUGGCAACUUCCAAUGGCAUACGGAGAUGCCAGAGGACCUUGGAGCGCCGGCCGAGGAUUCAGAGAGCGAGAAGUUCGCCAUCAUUGUGAGGCACCAGCGCGUCUACAAUGAUCCGAAGAAAGUUCUCGAGAUCCACUCGAUCUCGGUGCAGAGCCCUCUCCUGCGCGAGCUGCUUGCGGAGGUGCUCGAGGGAUAUCCAGGCGUGACGCCUGGAUUGAAGAACCUCGAGUUCUCUGGUCGAUGCGAGAGCCUCAUCCAUCGGUGGCCAGUCCUCCGUGCCAAAAUUGCCGAGCUCGAGGACCAGCGCAAGCGUCCCAACGUCGACUCUGACCAGCUCUCCAAGCGCAUCGAGCACGCCAAUCUGCUGAACGGCCUGCUUGUUCAGGAGUUCUCCGAUGUCGAAAAGUCGAUGGGCGACAUGGUGCAGAACCGUGUCAUCACCUACGACCACCUGUGGGUCCUCUUCCAUCCCAGCACCACAAUCUACGCCAAGAGCGACAACCAGGACCGCGCAUUCCGUCUCCAGUCAAGCACAUACGGCGCGGAUAAAGACGGCACCCCCUGCUUCUGGCUGACAUGCGUCUACGUCGACUACGACGGCCAGCGUUUCGGCACACAGCCCCACCGCAUUGGCAUCCAGAACUUCGAGGGCACUGCUCUGAUCCAAAACCUCAGCGCAUACCCGAUUGACUUCCACGACGAUGUCAAGGGCAUUCAAGCAAAGCUGAUCGAGCGAGGCGGAAAGGUCGAGGCACUGGCAGGCACACACUACCGCUCGUACAACGGCGUGGGCUGGCGCAAGAACGCGCUUUACGGAACGAAGGACAAGACGACUGUUUGCGGUCGAGUGGUCAUUGACGGCUUCGGGUUCAAUCGCUUCGCUCCGGACCAGGCAGUCUAUGUCACCUCGUUCAACGCCAAGCCGUCUUCUGCGGGCAAGCAGUCUCGAAUCGAUUUCCGGCGUGAAUACGACGACGAUGUGCUGGCCACCUUUGCAGCUACAUUUCACGGUGGUGGAGGCAUGCCCGCAGAUGGUUUCUUCGAGACGAACGACAAGGAGCGCGCACCGUUGACAGAAGACCAGAAGAUGCUGUGCUCGCCAUUCGUGCGUGGCUACGCCCUCCGCGAGAAGGUCUGGCUGAACUUCUUCGUCAACUGCGUCUCAGACAACACCUUUUCGGACGACGCAUUCGACGCUCUGACUCUCCCCAAGGCACAGAAGUCCUUGAUCCUGGCCUUCUGCGAACACAUGAAGACCGAUGGCAGCAACUUCGACGAUGUCAUUGCCGGCAAGGGUCAAGGCCUUAUCAUUCUCCUGUCUGGUCCGCCAGGCGUUGGCAAGACGCUGACGGCAGAGUCGGUAGCCGAGCGCAUGAAGGUGCCGCUCUUCAUCAUGGCUGCUGGCGACCUCGGCAUCAGCUCCGCCGACGUCGAGCACAAGCUGAACGACUGCCUCGCCAUGUGCUCUCGCUGGAACGCCAUCCUCCUUCUCGACGAAGCCGACAUCUUCCUCGAGCAGCGCAACAUGCACGAGCUCGAGCGCAACAAGCUCGUCUCCAUCUUCCUCCGCGUUUUGGAAUACUACCAAGGCAUCAUGUUCCUCACCACGAACCGCGUCGAGACUUUCGACACCGCCUUCGCAUCGCGCAUCCACCUCAGCUUGGAGUAUCCGGAGCUGAACAAGAAGAGCAGGAAGGGCAUUUGGGAGACGUUCCUGAAGCGACUGCCGGAACAUAACAUGAGUGAGAAGGAAGUCGAGAAGCUGGCCGAGAAGCAGUUGAAUGGUAGAGAGAUCAAGAACUUUCUCAAGUCGGCCCAGCUGCUGGCGAAUUUCGAGAAGGAGGUCCUGGCAUACCAGCAUGUCGAGACGGUCAUCGAUACCAUGGCCCAUCUCCACAAGUCCAGCAAGGCAUCGGAUGAGGCCAAGGCCAGCAUCUUCCAGUAA
Pseudocercospora fijiensis CIRAD86 is the source of this 1992-nucleotide messenger RNA. RefSeq lists its product as uncharacterized. The transcript has 4 exons. NCBI's taxonomy places the organism in Eukaryota, Fungi, Ascomycota, Dothideomycetes, Mycosphaerellales, Mycosphaerellaceae. Gene Ontology annotation, molecular function: ATP binding; ATP hydrolysis activity. The record is from RefSeq and is a predicted model, not a curated record. The coding region runs from base 1 to 1992 and encodes 663 amino acids.